GUCACGCCCACGCCGACAGGAACACACACAUUAACAUUAACACUGUUAAAGCGAUGAAAACUUGCAGCUUUCAGCGCUGAUUACAGAUACUAUUGUCGCUCGAGGCGGAAUCCAGCAGUAAAAUGCCAUUGUUUGACGGGCUGGGAAGUGGAGGAGAGAAGACUGCGAUUGUCAUUGAUUUGGGAGCAGCAUACACAAAAUGUGGCUUUGCAGGGGAGACGGGGCCAAGGUUCAUAAUUCCGAGCGAGAUCAGGAAACCGGGACAGCAACAGAUCACCAAAGUGGUUCAGUACAACAUCAACACAGACGAGCUGUAUAUCAUCCUCAAAGAGUUUAUCCAUUUGCUCUACUUCAGACACCUUCUGGUGAACCCUCGCGACAGAAGAGUGGUCAUCAUCGAAUCCAUCCUCUGCCCGACCCACUUCAGGGAGACGCUCGCCAAGGUUUUCUUCAAACAGUUUGAGGUGCCGUCUAUGCUGUUUGCUCCAAGUCACCUCAUGGCCGUCAUGACUUUGGGCAUCAACUCUGCGCUUGUGAUGGACUGCGGAUACACGGAGACGCUGGUGCUGCCUGUUUAUGAGUGCACUCCUAUCCUCCCAUCCUGGGAAGCGUUGCCUCUAGGAGGGAAAUCCAUUCAUAAAGAGUUGGAGGCAUUUCUUGUGGAGCAGUGCACCGUGGACACGGAUACCAGCGCAGGGCAAAGCGUAUCAGCCGCCAUUGGGACUUUGCCAGAAGAAACUGUAGAGGAUAUCAAGGUCAGAACAUGUUUUGUCAGUGACUUGCAGAGAGGCCUCAUGAUCCAAGAAGCCAAAUUUAACCUGAACGGAACAGCAGAGCGUCCAGCCCCUCCUCCAGAUGUCGACUACCCCCUCAAUGGGGAGAAAAUCCUGCAUAUUAAAGGAUCUAUCCGGGAUUCAGUGAUGGAGACGAUGUUUGAACAGGACAACGAAGAGGAGAGUGUGGCCUCUCUAAUACUUGAUGCUCUGGUCAAGUGCCCCAUUGACGCACGUAAAGUGCUCUCUGAGAACCUGCUAGUGAUUGGAGGAACGUCCAUGCUGCCCGGCUUCUUGCACCGCCUGCUGGCAGAAAUACGCCUCCUGGUGGAGAAACCGAAGUACAGCAAAGUGCUGGCCAGCAAGAGCUUUCGCAUCCACGCUCCACCUGCCAAGCCCAACUGCACGGCAUGGCUCGGAGGUGCCAUCUUUGGGGCCCUGCAGGAUAUCUUGGGCAGCAGAUCGGUGUCGAGAGACUACUACAGCCAGACAGGCCGCAUCCCGGACUGGUGCUCCUUGAGCUCCCCUCCUCCUGAAUCUUUGUACGAAGCAGGAAAGACGCCCCCGCCACUGAUGAAGAGAGCUUUCUCCACAGAGAAGUAGCACCAUGCCGCAGCAUCCUGCUCUCCAGUUCACCCCUCUCCAAAAGGACAUUCUAGUUAUCUUUAAUGUAACAUCACUACACUUGUCUGGAUAACAUGUUUACUACACACGCAGCUCGGGAGGCUUUAACGUCGAGUGGUCAACGGUUUUCUGUAGACUGGUCAUUCUGUGUGUCAGGCUGUAAAACAGUACAUUCAUCAGCUGUGUUCAUUUGAUAACUAGAAAGUAAACAUUUCAUAUAGCUUACGUGUUACAAGCAGACACGUCUACUGUUAAAGUCCCUUUGAGAGAAAGAGAGGGGGUGAACCGUUUAAUGUGCAUCCUCUCUGUCUAGCUAAUUCUGAAAAGUACACUGUUCAGCAGAAAUGUUUCAGACGACAGCCAAGCCAAAUUUAAUCCAGACACAAGAAAACUUUGGAGUAAUCACGGCGUAACGUGUGAUUAAAUGUAAAAAUGUCAUCAUGACAGCCAUUAACCAUUCAGAAAAGAAAAUGUUGCACUUAUUUAUUAUUUGUACUGAAAGUCCUGCACAUAUACAUUAGAAGUCUGAUCAGUUACAACUUUCUGUGUGUUGUUGGGUCCAUUUAAACACCCUAGAGGCGUUUUACUCUGUAAGCGUAACAGUCCAGAAUACGACAAAUAAAUAUUCACAAUCA
This is a messenger RNA of Cololabis saira (Pacific saury), 2032 nucleotides long. RefSeq names its product actin related protein 10 (gene actr10). Gene Ontology annotation, biological process: retrograde axonal transport of mitochondrion. The record is from RefSeq and is a predicted model, not a curated record. The transcript is spliced from 13 exons. NCBI's taxonomy places the organism in Eukaryota, Metazoa, Chordata, Actinopteri, Beloniformes, Belonidae. Bases 123 to 1376 code for a protein of 417 amino acids.